Messenger RNA from Durusdinium trenchii, 1815 nucleotides. The record is from the annotation of a GenBank genome assembly. NCBI's taxonomy places the organism in Eukaryota, Dinophyceae, Suessiales, Symbiodiniaceae.
AUGAUCGAUGUCACUACCCUCAUGCCUAGUUUGCCGGGCACGCUUCCCACACUUCCCCCGGUUGUACUGCCUACGCUGCCUGGCCUGGACACUACAACUACCGUUGAGCCUAACACUACGGCCAAUGAGAAGAUCUCAGUGGUGACCUGCUCCGAUCUUACCAUCAAUUCUGCCAGCGUGAAGUCCAACGAGGUGGGAGGUCUCGCGGUGGCAAUGGCGAUCAAUUUCUGUGCCCUUGUUGGGGCGGUCUUGGCCAUGUGGCUGAUCUCCCGCAGUGAGCGGGGCCGCCGCGUCCUUGUGCCAAAGAAGCACGGUGCGGGUGGAAUAGGAAUGCCACAUGAGUGGUUUCGUGAUGUGUGCAGGAUACAGUAUGAUGAUAUGGAUGAGAUAAGCAUUGAUGGACAAGUCGUAAUUCGGCUUUGUCUAUUGGGGCUGAAAUUCUCUGCCUUUGGCACUCUGAUUGCUUGUGUGCUGUGUCCCAUCUAUGCCAGCACUCACGGACCGGAGAAAGGCGUGCUUGCCUGGACAAUGACGAAUCUGAGCCCAGAUGAUGAUGAGUACGUCUUUUGGUUUGUGGUGGUAGCUGCCUACCUUCUCGUCUUCAAUUUCUUCUGGCUCAUUCGUGCGGAGUGGAGACACUUUGUAAGUCUUCGCCAAAGCCACUUCCUCCGACGUGCUGUGGGGAAGAAUGGCACUUCCUCCGCACAGGCACAAUUUUCCUUGCUAGUGGAGAGAUUGCCCGACAAAUACCAGGACAACAAGAAUCUCCUGGCUUUGUUCUCGGAGAUUUUCCCUCGUCAGGUUCAUUCAGUUGCGGCUCAGCGUGACACGCUGCUCUUCUAUCAUUUGCGAGCGUUGAAAAAGACCAGUGAAGCCAUCGUUGUGUGCAAGUGCUGCCAGGGAUGUAUCCACCGGUAUUUGGAGAAGACGGUGCAAUUUGAGCGAAAGGUUGCGCAGAAGUACAGGCAAGCUGGGAAGUAUGUGCAGGAUUUUGCCAUGGAUGGGCAGGUGCUUGAGCUGCGGGAUGACCUCGUCACGCAGCUGGGAGUCAAGGAGCUCUUAGGGAAGCAUUCCAAUGCGACUGACGGCGGCAGUGCGUCUUCUGCUUGGACGAGACCGGAAUUGAGACGGUCGCACCGUCUUGAUGCGGAAUCGGAAUGCGCACCUACCUCAACUGCAUUUGUCACUUUGCGGAAGCUUUCAGACCGUGUCAUUGCAGAGCAAAUUCCACUCUUUGACGCUGGAAGAGAUCUUGGUGCUGAUGGCGUGGAGAAGAUAGUUGUCAAGCCUGCCCCAGAGGCUGAUGAUGUGAUUUGGGAAAACGUCCAACUUCCAUUUGAUCAGAUGCAGCAAAGACGCUUUGUCGGCAGAGCGGUCUGCGUGAUGGGCAUUAUUUUUUGGUCAUUCCCGAUCACUGCCAUCCAGGCCCUGUCGCAGAAAAAUGUGCUGGACCAAAUGCUGCCGCAUGGUUGGGUCGCAUGGCUUAGUGAAAACUAUCCUACGGUGUUCUCAUUUAUUACAAUCUAUUUGCCUGUGGUUGCACUGCUAUCGCUCCUCGUGCUGUUGCCAUGGGCUCUGCACCAGAUUGCAGUCUUCGUGGAGGCUCGCAAGUCCUAUGCAGAGGUCACUAUCUCCGUAAUGCACAGGAACUUUUGGUUCCAGUUCUUCUCUCUCUGGCUCUCGGUUUUUACAAGCUCAUUGGCGCGAUCGAUCGGGCAAAUUCUGGAGCACCCGAGAUGCAUGGCAACUAUCCUUGGCUCCGCUAUUCCACCAGUUUGUGCUUCCUGGGCUUAUGUUUUAUCACUGCAAUGGUGA